Messenger RNA from Hypomesus transpacificus, 2891 nucleotides. RefSeq names its product cadherin 4, type 1, R-cadherin (retinal) (gene cdh4). Gene Ontology annotation, biological process: adherens junction organization; cell-cell junction assembly; calcium-dependent cell-cell adhesion. The transcript is spliced from 17 exons. Gene Ontology annotation, cellular component: catenin complex; plasma membrane; adherens junction. NCBI's taxonomy places the organism in Eukaryota, Metazoa, Chordata, Actinopteri, Osmeriformes, Osmeridae. Gene Ontology annotation, molecular function: cadherin binding; calcium ion binding. The record is from RefSeq and is a predicted model, not a curated record. Bases 111 to 2891 code for a protein of 926 amino acids.
GAUUCGCUGCGCUUAAUCUGCUUGUAGAAAAAGAGGGCUCCUGGAAUAACUAUUUGGCGUGGAAGGCGAGUUGGUUCAGUCUCCGUCCCUUAUCCUGACGGGUUGCAAAAAUGAAUGUUGGCUGCGUUGUUAUAUUGGCUUUUGCCUUACUUAUGGGCACAUCUUUGGGGAUGAAGGCAGGCCAGCCGCCCAAACCCCUUUGCAGACCAGGCUUCUCUGAGAGCUUCUACACAGUGAUUGUCUCUAGGGAUGUACUGCGAGGCCACAGCAUUCUCAAAGAUACUACCCUGUCAAGGCACUGUGUGAAAUUCAUGGAUUGCCAGCAAAACAAAGAGGUGGGCUUUGUGAGCAGUGACCCAAACUUCGGCGUUCGUCCUGAUGGCUCAGUGUAUGCUGAGCAGGAGGUGGCCAACCUGUCAGAACCGGUCCAGUUCAUGGUCACCGCGAGGGCGGUUCAUGACCCCCACAUCUGGGAGACCACCGUAAAACUGGCCCUGGCUGGACACCCCCCCUCCUUACUCAUGAGUCAGGUUGGUGUGGAGGAGAUGCUGUCAAAGGUGUGGGACUCCCAACCCAGAGUCAUCAGGUUUCCACGGAAACAUCAGAGGAGUUCUUCUGUCAACGGGCUGAGACGUCAGAAGCGAGACUGGGUCAUCCCACCAAUCAAUGUCCCUGAAAACUCCAGAGGUCCCUUCCCCCAGAUGCUUGUCAGAAUUCGUUCAGACCAGGACCAGGACAUCGGGAUUCGUUACAGCAUCACAGGAGCAGGGGCAGACCAGCCUCCCAGUGACAUCUACAACAUAGACCCUGUUCACGGCAAGAUGUAUGUCACCAGACCACUGGACAGAGAGGAAAGAGCCUCCUACCAUCUCAGAGCGCAUGCUGUGGACAUGAAUGGGAACCAGGUGGAGAACCCCAUUGACCUUUACAUCUAUGUCAUUGAUAUGAAUGACAACCGGCCAGAGUUCCAGAACCAGGUUUACAACGGCUCUGUGGCGGAGGGAUCCAAACCAGGCUCGUCAGUGAUGCAGGUCACAGCCAACGACUCUGACGACUACACCACGGCUAACGGGAUGGUGCGUUACAGAAUCCUGUCCCAGACACCCCACACCCCCAUCCCCAACAUGUUCACCAUCAACAGUGAGACAGGCGACAUCGUAACCGUGGCAGCGGGCCUGGACAGAGAGAAAGUGUCCCAGUAUACUAUCAUAGUUCAGGCCACCGACAUGGAGGGGAACCUGAACUUUGGUCUUUCCAACACGGCCACGGCCCUCAUCUCUGUCACAGACAUCAACGACAACCCCCCAGAGCUGACCGCUAGGACGUUUUCGGGAGAGGUACCUGAGAACAAGGUUAAUGUGGUGGUGACCAACCUGACGGUGAUUGACAGGGACCAGCCUCACAGCCCUAACUGGAAUGCUGUGUACAGGAUCAUCAACGGAGAUCCCUCUGGACACUUCAGCAUCCGCACCAACCCCAUCAGCAACGACGGCAUGGUCACCGUGGUUAAGCCGGUGGACUUUGAGAUGAACCGGGCCUUUAUGCUGUCAGUGGUGGUGUCCAACCAGGCCCAUCUGGCCAGUGGGAUCCAGUCGUCCCUCCAGUCCACGGCGGGGGUCACCAUCUCAGUUCAGGAUGUCAACGAGCCCCCUGUGUUUCCCGUCAACCCCAAACUCAUCCGCUUCGAGGAGGGCGUUCCAGCAGGCACCACCGUCACCGUGUUUGCUGCCACUGACCCUGACCACUUCAUCCAUCAGACCGUCAGGUACUCCAAGCUAUCUGACCCGGCCAACUGGCUGAGAAUCAACAGGACCAAUGGUCAGAUCACCACCUUGGCUCAGCUUGACAGGGAGUCCUUCUAUGUCAAAAACAACAUCUAUCAGGCCACCUUCCUGGCUGUCGACAAUGGUUCUCCUCCAGCUAGUGGAACAGGCACCCUGCAGAUCUACCUGAUAGACGUGAACGACAACACUCCAGUGCUGAUUCCCAAGGAGGCGCAGGUGUGUGAGCGGGCCAGGCCCAACUCCAGGGUGAACAUCACAGCCUCGGACGCCGAUGCAGACCCCAACGUGGGCCCGUUUGUCUUCGAGCUUCCCUCUUUCCCCCAGAGCGUCCGCCGCAACUGGACCAUCUCCCGCCUCAGUGGUGAUUACGCCCAGCUGAGACUCAGGAUCCCCCACCUGGAAGCGGGGGUGUACGACAUUCCUGUGACCGUGUCGGACUCGGGCAACCCGCCCCUGUCCAACAGGUCUGUGAUCAGGGUGAAGGUGUGUCCGUGUGACGAGGAUGGAGACUGCACCACCACAGGAGCUGUAGCCGCCGCUGGCCUGGGCACUGGAGCCAUCAUAGCCAUCCUCAUCUGUAUCAUCAUCCUGCUUACCAUGGUGCUGUUCUUCGUCAUGUGGAUGAAGGGGAGAGAGAAGGAGCGCCAGGCCAAGCCUCUCCUGAUCGACCCGGAAGACGACGUCAGAGACAACAUCCUGAAAUACGACGAAGAGGGAGGAGGAGAGGAGGACCAGGACUAUGACCUGAGCCAGCUGCAGCAGCCUGAGUCUCUGGACCACAUCAUCAGCAAGCCAGCGGGGGUGCGCAGGGUGGACGAGAGGCCUGUGAUUGUUGAGUCUCAGUACCCUGUCAGACCCAGCCUGCCCCACCCCGGAGACAUAGGAGACUUCAUAAACGACGGUCUGCGGGCAGCUGACAACGACCCCACGGCCCCGCCCUACGACUCCCUGCUGGUGUUCGACUACGAGGGCAGCGGCUCCACGGCCGGCUCCGUCAGCUCCCUCAACUCCUCCAGCUCAGGAGACCAGGACUACGACUACCUCAACGACUGGGGGCCGCGCUUCAAGAAGCUGGCCGACCUCUACGGCGGAGGGGAUGACGACUGA